AUGGUGCUGAUCAUACACGGUUUCCCGUCUGCUGUGGCCGCCCUUCGGUUUGAAUGGGCCUGGCAACAUCCUCAAGCUUCCCGCCGCCUGACACACGUGGGGCCGCGCCUGCGCAGUGAGGCUGCCUUUGCCUUCCACUUGCGGGUGCUGGCGCACAUGCUUCGAGUUCCUCCGUGGGUGCGCCUUCCUCUGACACUGCGCUGGCUGCGCCCUGACUUCCGCCAUGAACUCUGUCCAGCGCCACCACCACACAUGCCCAUUGCCUUUGGACCGCCACCACCUCAGCCCUUGGUCCCAAAACGACCCACUGCAAGUGAGGCUGACAGCGAGCCACAGCUGGAACUAGGUGCCAAGGCCAGCUGCACUCUGUGUGCGCAUAUGCUGCAGGAUGAAGAGGGCCCCUUGUGCUGCCCCCACCCUGGUUGUCCCCUAAGGGCCCAUAUCAUCUGCUUGGCAGAGGAGUUCCUGCAGGAGGAGCCUGGGCAGCUUCUGCCCCUAGAGGGCCAUUGUCCUAGCUGCAAGAAGUCACUCCUUUGGGGAAACCUGGUUGGGCAGUGCCACGUGGACACCGAGGAGGAAGAGGACUUGGAAUUACAGGAGGAACACUGGACCGACUUGCUGGAGACUUGAUCCUGUGUCCCCAACCUUCACCCCUGGACCUGUUCUGCCUCUCUCCCCAGUAACUGGCAGCUUUUAUUGAACACAAUAAAAAGGCUGAGGUACCUUAA
This is a messenger RNA of Grammomys surdaster, 728 nucleotides long. RefSeq names its product structure-specific endonuclease subunit SLX1. Bases 1 to 630 code for a protein of 209 amino acids. The record is from RefSeq and is a predicted model, not a curated record. Gene Ontology annotation, cellular component: Slx1-Slx4 complex. Gene Ontology annotation, biological process: double-strand break repair via homologous recombination. The transcript has 5 exons. Gene Ontology annotation, molecular function: crossover junction DNA endonuclease activity; 5'-flap endonuclease activity. Lineage: Eukaryota; Metazoa; Chordata; Mammalia; Rodentia; Muridae.